Phoenix dactylifera (date palm) is the source of this 3077-nucleotide messenger RNA. RefSeq lists its product as uncharacterized. Lineage: Eukaryota; Viridiplantae; Streptophyta; Magnoliopsida; Arecales; Arecaceae. The record is from RefSeq and is a predicted model, not a curated record.
GCCACUAGCGGUGAGGAAAAUCAGUUAUAAAGUCGCCACUCUGGCCUAAAACCCAGGCCAAUGUUCUAUUAGUCGGAACUUCCCGAUCCUUACUCCUUGUGUUCUUGAUUGAUACCCACAGCUCUUCGAACGAAAAGUCCUAGUUGAGAACCAUAGUUGAGAAUGGGAGCUAGGUUAAGAAUAGAGAGUUUACGGGUAUUGCGAGGUUAGUAGCUAACCCCAUUGGGGGCAAGGUAAACCGAUUCCAAGGCAAUCGGUUCUGCGCGAGAUGCACACAGUGGGUGGAUGUAUAGAUCUCACACACGACUAUUGUGCUCGCCACUAGUGGCAAGGGAAAUCGGUUAUAAAGUCGCCACUCUGGCCUAAAUCCCAGGCCAACGUUUUAUUAGUCAUAACUGGCCAAUCCCUGCUCCUAGUGUUCUUAAUUGAUACCCACGGCUCUUUGAAUGGAAAAGCCUUGGUGAGAACCAUCCUUGAGGAUGGGUCAUGGGUGCUAGGUUAAGAAUAGAGAGUUCACGGGUAUCGCAAGGUUGGCAUCCAGCCCUAUUGGUGGCGAGGUAAAUCCGUCCUGCGCGUGAGAUGCACGCUGUGGCUGGGUGCGUGGAUCUCACUCAAGACUGUUGCACUCGUGACUAGUGGCGAGGGAAAUCGACUAUAAAACACAGGCCAUUGUUUUAUUAGUCAGAACCGGCCGAUCUCCGACGCCACCGCGUGCAUCUCAAUCGACCGUUGCGCUCGCCGCUGGUGGCGAGGGAAAUCGGCUAUAAAGUCGCCGCUCUGGCCCGAAACACCGGCCAACGUUUUUAUCAGUCAGAACCGGCCGUCCCUGGCGUUCUUGAUUGAUACCGACGGCUCUUCGAACGGAAAGGCCUUGUUGAGUGGAGCGAGCGAGCGGAGGAGAGUCUUGAGUCCGAUUGUCUUGUUCUUUGGAGGAUGCAGGGGAACGAGAUGAGCGUGGCGUUCGAGAACCGGGUGUUCAACCGGCGGUCGGGGCUGGGCGGCGGGCGGAUGGGGUGCACCCUCGUUACCGGCUUCCUCGGCAGCGGCAAGACCACCCUCCUCCGCCACCUCCUCCACCACCGUGGCGACCUCCGCCUCGCCGUCCUCGUCAACGAGUUCGCCGACUCCGACGUCGACUCUCUCCUCCUCGACUCCGCCCGCCUCAACUCCGCCUUUAACCUCUCCACCGUCGCCCUCACCCAGGGUUGUGGUUUUGGCGAUGUGAAUGGACCGUUCAGAGAAUCUGUCCACAGGAUUGUCGAUAGCAAGCACAACUUCGAUUGUCUUCUCCUCGAGACAUCUGGUUUGGCAAAUCCGGACAAGUUUGUAGCGGAGCUGGAGGAAGUUGGCAUAAACUUGGAUCUCACUGUUGCGGUGGUUGAUGCUGAAUCUAUCGAUAAGAUUAUAAACCUUGACAUUGUAAGGAAGCAGUUGCAGCAUGUGGAUAUUGUCUUGUUGAACAAAUGUGAUUUGGCUAGCCUCAGUCAGAUAUCUGAUGCUGAAGACCUUUUGGAAGGAUUAACAGGUGGUGCCAAGGUUGUUCGCACACAGUUUUGUAGGGUCCCUCUGGAUCUUGUGAUCGAUUGUACUAAAAUUGAAGCUUUAAAUGUGGUGAAGGAAGUUAGCAGUGUGCCAGCAGUACUUUCCCAUGAAUCUUUGCCUAAGAUGGCAUUCCGAGGAGAUAUGUAUGCUAAUACCUCAGCAACCAUCUCAUCUAUCAGCCAUUCUGAUGACCAGCCUGAAGCAGUUGGUGAUAGAUCGAAGUCUGAUGAUUUGCAAGCUGGUUUACCGCAGGGGGUAUCUUUUUCAUCUGUUACUUUUGAAUGUGAAUUUCCCUUGUCUUUGGCCUUAUUCCAAUCAAAAGUUCUUAGAAGCAUGAGAAGCACAACCGGACUUCUUAGGUCUAAAGGCAUUGUAUGGUUUGCUGAGGAUAGAGAAAGUCGUUUUGCUUUCCAAUGGAGUGGGGUUAAGAGGGUAGAAUGUAUGAGGGGACAGCCUUGGGAAAGUGCACCAAAAACUUGUCUUGUGUUUAUCGGCAUUCAUAAAUUUGAGCUGGAAUCUAUCAUUUUACAGCUUUCGGAAUCAGCUGAUCCUCAGACAAAGGUAUCAUCAGAGUCUGGUAUUUGCAAAGAAUUUGCCAGAACUUUUGCACAGAAGGUUGCAACUGAUGGCAGAUUUAAGGAGCCUUCUCUUCAUAAGGAGCCUCUUGUUAUAUUUGGCCUGAAAGGAUCACCAUUACGUGGAAUAAAAGAGUCUCAUCUGAAUGGAGCUCUAAUGCGUGUGGUUAAUGGUAAAGGAAGCAUCUUCCUAACUGCUACUCCUUCUGGUGAAGAGCACAAUCUGCAGAUUCUGCUUUGUGAAGAGUCAGUUGUAGAUGAUGCAUGGCAUGAAAUUCGAUUGGCUGCUAGUGCAGUGAUCUCCAAAUUAUGCAAAAACUUUUGCCCAUGCAGGUCAGAUCUUACAGCUCAUCAUGUCCAUUGAUAGUGCCGCAUUACCAACAUGAUUGGAAAAAGACUAAAGGAUUUCAAGGUUCCUUUGCUGCAAUCAGAGACCAUUUGCUUGAAGAACCUUUAUUCCUCUCAUAAGAUCUUUGAUUAUGCUGUGGCGAUCAGAUACUAUACCUUAACAACAUGAUGUUGCUUGAGCCUUCAGGAACUCCAUACGAUUAUCCCAGGCCACCAAUUGCACCCUGCAAUCAGAUUCUAUAGUUUAAAAGAAAAGUUCAUCCAGUAACUAGUCUAUACAGCUCAUCCCAGAGAAUGUGACAUUGCCAGCCUCUGAUGCGCAUGGUUUUUUGCUUGUCAGAUGCUGAAGGUUUUCUGAAUUAGCCUUGGACAUGAGUUUUUAUUAAUUGUAAAAAUAUGUACUUUGCUGAUCUUACUUGGAAAUCAUGAUGGCAGCCUUUAUGCGAGGAUGUUUAUAAGAUGAAAGGCACAACAAUUUACCGAUUCAUUUAGCCUACACUAAUAUGCUUACUGAAGGAAACAUGGUAUAUAUACUGCAUAAUACUGCACUUAGAAUUGGAAAAAUCUGUUUUCGUUGAGUUGAAUGAAGCAAAUUCCUCUGAGCAUGCUCAA